Messenger RNA from Choloepus didactylus (southern two-toed sloth), 2672 nucleotides. It is a transcript of the gene ACSBG1, whose product is annotated as acyl-CoA synthetase bubblegum family member 1. The record is from RefSeq and is a predicted model, not a curated record. The transcript has 14 exons. The coding region runs from base 57 to 2231 and encodes 724 amino acids. Gene Ontology annotation, molecular function: long-chain fatty acid-CoA ligase activity. Lineage: Eukaryota; Metazoa; Chordata; Mammalia; Pilosa; Megalonychidae. Gene Ontology annotation, cellular component: membrane; endoplasmic reticulum.
CCUCUUGCUGCUGGGCAGUGGGAGAACAAGCUCUCUUUAGCAGAUGCCCACGGCAGAUGCCACACAGUUCUGGAGCUGGAUGCAGCUGCCCCCCCGGGGUCCCCAGCAUGCCAGACAGUGGAGAGACCCCGCAGGACAGCAGACAGGAUGCAAGCGUGGGAACAACCCAAGAAAACUUGGGCACCAGCUCCCUGACUGACAGGCAGACGCUCUCCAAAGAGUCCCUGAGCCAUGCUUUCGAGCACUCGUCGGUGGCAAAGGCAAAGGAUGCCCAGUUGGAAUAUCCAGGGGAGGCGCUGUGGACAACCCAGGCCGACGGUCGGGUCCGCCUGCGCGUAGACCCCAGCUGUUCACAGCUUCCCUACACCGUGCACCGCAUGUUCUACGAGGCCCUGGACAAGUAUGGAGACCUCAACGCCCUGGGCUUCAAGCGCCAGGGCAAGUGGGAGCACAUCUCCUACUCCCAGUACUACCUGCUCGCCCGCAAAGCCGCCAAAGGCUUCCUAAAGCUCGGCCUGGAGCGGGCCCACAGCGUGGCCAUCCUCAGCUUCAACUCCCCGGAGUGGUUCUUCUCGGCAGUGGGCACGGUGUUCGCAGGAGGCAUCGUCACCGGCAUCUACACGACCAGCUCCCCUGAGGCCUGCCAGUAUAUUGCCUAUGAUUGCUGCGCCAACAUCAUCAUGGUCGACACGCAGAAGCAGCUGGAAAAGAUCCUGAAGAUCUGGAAAAAUUUGCCACAUCUGAAGGCAGUAGUGAUAUAUGGGGAACCUCCUCCAAAGAAGAUGGCCAAUGUGUACACGAUGGAGGAAUUCAUGGAGCUGGGGAACGAGCAGCCCGAGGAGGCCCUGGACACCAUCAUCAAUGCCCAGCAGCCCAACCAGUGCUGUGUGCUGGUCUACACAUCCGGCACCACUGGAAACCCCAAGGGCGUGAUGCUGAGUCAAGACAAUAUCACAUGGACAGCACGGUAUGGCAGUCAGGCUGGUGACAUCCAGCCAGCAGAGGUCCUACAGGAGGUGGUGGUCAGCUACCUGCCCCUCAGCCACAUUGCAGCCCAGAUCUAUGACUUGUGGACGGGUAUCCAGUGGGGGGCCCAGGUCUGCUUUGCUGAGCCCGAUGCCCUGAAGGGGAGCCUGGUGAACACACUGCGGGAGGUGGAGCCCACAUCCCACAUGGGGGUGCCGCGGGUGUGGGAGAAGAUCAUGGAGCGGAUCCAGGAGGUGGCGGCCCAGUCUGGCUUCAUCCGCCGCAAGAUGCUGCUGUGGGCCAUGUCCGUGACCUUGGAGCAAAACCUCAGCUGCCCGGGCAGCGACCUGAAGCCCUUCACGACCAGACUGGCAGAUUACCUGGUGCUAGCUAAGGUCCGCCAGGCACUGGGCUUUGCCAAGUGUCAGAAGAGCUUCUACGGAGCGGCCCCCAUGACUGCGGAGACACAACACUUCUUCCUGGGCCUCAACAUCCGCUUGUACGCGGGCUAUGGCCUCAGUGAGACCUCGGGCCCCCACUUCAUGUCCAGCCACCACAACUACCGGCUCUACAGCUCAGGCAAGGUGGUGCCAGGCUGCCGCAUGAAGCUGCUGAACCAGGAUGAGGAUGGCACCGGCGAGAUCUGCCUGUGGGGCCGCACCAUCUUCAUGGGCUACCUCAACAAGGAGGACAAGACGCGGGAGGCCAUCGAUGCGGACGGCUGGCUGCACACGGGCGACACCGGCCGCCUGGACGCCGACGGCUUCCUCUACAUCACCGGCCGCCUCAAAGAAUUAAUCAUCACAGCUGGCGGGGAGAAUGUGCCCCCUGUACCCAUCGAGGAGGCUGUGAAGAUGGAACUGCCCAUCAUCAGCAACGCCAUGCUAAUCGGAGACCAGAGGAAGUUCCUGUCCAUGCUGCUCACCUUGAAGUGCACUCUGGACCCAGACACCUCUGAACCCACCAAUAAUCUGACUGAACAAGCCCUGGAGUUCUGCCAGAGGGUGGGCAGCAAAGCCACCACGGUCUCCGAGAUCGUGGAGAAGAAGGAUGAGGCCGUGUAUCAGGCCAUUGAAGACGGGAUCCAGAGGGUCAACCUGAACGCAGCCGCCCGACCCUACCACAUCCAGAAGUGGGCCAUUCUAGAAAGGGACUUCUCCAUUUCAGGUGGAGAGCUGGGUCCCACAAUGAAACUGAAACGGCUCAUAGUUCUGGACAAGUACAAAGAUAUAAUUGAUUCCUUUUACCAAGAGCAAAACAAGUAAUCCAGGGCCGUACUUCCACAGUUUCUACUGAAUAGAUGGCAGGCCUUUUGGAGCACUUUUCUGAACUCCAGAUUCUCUGCAGAUCAGGGCACAGAACUGGUACCUACAUUUGCCAGAACUAAAGGGUUGAUAAUUUUUGGUAGCGUUAACAAGCUUCUAGCUCACAUACAGGCAAGCCAGAAGCAGGCGGUGUGGAGGUGGAGAUGGGGAGAAGAGGGCUUGUAUUGCUAGUGCAUGCUGCAAGGAGAGCCAACAGUUGUAACUCACCUAACGGCCUCACUUACCUGGCAUCAUGUUGGACACGGCCAACCCUAUCGUUCCAUCCCCAGGUACACCUCAACCAUGCCCAUGCCAACUGACUCGCUUAACAAAACUGCUGCUGUCUAAUUGACUGUAUUUAAUGUGCAAUUUGAAUAUUAAACCUUUUAACAGAACUGUCAA